AUGUGGUUAUAUAAGCCGGUCCCAAUACGGCGAAAGCGACGUUCACGGCAUCAACGACAACGACAAGAGACCAGCAUUGCUCGCGAGUUGGAGUUUGUGUCAGUAGAUGAAACGGAUGGAAAUUGCGGCUUGCAGAUGAACUUCGCGAUACAAUCAUUUCUCUCUGCUGAAAAUGUCAUACCGCACCCCAUCUACUUCCCUUUACCCCGAUACCUCGGAAACCAGGUCAACACGUCCAACCACAGGCAGAACUGUCGCUGGGGGGCAUCGAGGAACUCGGCCAGUAACGGCAGCUACAAGGGUAUCUCUCCGGCUGUUGGGUUAGCCUUUGUCAACCUCUCUACUUCAGAAGCCGUUCUUUCUCAAAUCUGUGACAGCCAGACCUAUGCCAGGACGGUGCAUAAACUGGCUGUAUUUGAGCCCACUGAAGUGCUGUUUAUGAAAACGGCAAAGGAAUCCCUCUCAAAACUAUAUGCAAUUGUGGAGGAAAAUCUUCCACAUAUCCGGAUCACUGCCAUCGAGAGGAAGUACUGGUCUGAGCAAAACGGCCAUGAUUAUGUUGAGCGGCUGGCCUUUAAAGAAGACAUAGAAUCCAUCAAAAUGGCUUUAGAAGGCAGUUACUUUUCCGCCUGUUGCUUUGCAGCUGCCCUGACUUACAUCGAGCUUGAACUCUCGAUGACUUUCACUUCCCAUUCUCUUCGUCUAAGAUACGAGCCGUCAGAAGGAUCUAUGAUGAUAGACUUAGCUACUAUUGUCUCGCUAGAACUUAUUCAAAAUCUACAAAACUCAAAGUCCAGGGAUUGCCUAUUUGGGCUCCUCAACGAAACGCACACCCCAAUGGGCUCUAGAUUGCUGCGAAGCAAUGUGUUACAGCCUUCUACGGAGCGCGCUAAACUGAUCACUAGAUAUGAUGCCGUCGAAGAGUUAUCAACUAAUGAGGGGAUGUUCUUUGCUAUCAGACAAGAAACUCUCAAUGACGAUGUGAGGUAUCAGUCCAGUGCUCUGGAUCUACGUAACCACAGAACCUAUGCAGUCAAGGCCGGAGUAAACAACCUCCUCGACGUUGCGAGACAAACCUACAAAGAAGCCAAUGAUGAUGUAGCAGAACUAUCCGCACGCCUUACUGAGGAGCAUGAUAUCCCAUUAGAUUUGAGAUUCGAAUCUGCUCGCCAUUAUUACUUUCGUGUGCGAUCUUCCAGUCUCCAGGAUACCCCAUUACCUGACGUCUUCAUCAAUGUGUAUCGAAGGAAGGCAUACGUGGAAUUCCAAACACUUGACCUUCUUAAGAUGAAUCAAAAGAUAACCGACUCCCAUAAUGAAGUUAUCAGCAUGAGCGAUCGAAGCAUCCAAGAGCUAAUAGAUGACGUUCGAUCGCAAAUUUCCAGCUUGUUUCGUAUUAGCGAAGCGAUUGCUAUGCUUGAUAUGAUGGCAGCUUUCGCUUACCUCCAAAACAUGCAAGAUUAUGUACGCCCUGAACUAACUGACACGGUAGCCAUCAAGGCUGGGAGGCAUCCUAUCCGAGAGAAAAUCCAUUCAACAAAAUAUAUCCCCAAUGAUGUUUAUGCUUCCCAACAGUCCCGGUUUCAGAUUAUAACUGGCUGUAAUAUGAGCGGGAAAAGCACGUAUAUUCGAUCGCUCGCUCUGAUGACGGUAAUGGCACAAAUUGGGAGUUCAGUCCCUGCUCAGUAUGCCUCAUUUCCUAUUGUGCAUCAACUAUUCGCUCGCGUCUCAACGGACGAUAACCAAGUUACCAAUGUGUCGACUUUCUCAACCGAGAUGAGAGAAAUGGCGUUUAUUUUGCGGAAUAUCGAUGCAAAAAGUAUGGUUAUUAUAGACGAACUAGGUCGCGGGACUGCUUCUGCUGAUGGACUUGCUAUUUCUAUUGCCAUAGCUGAAGCUCUCGUGGAAACUCAUGCCCUAGUCUGGUUUACUACUCACUUUCACGAUUUGCCGCGUAUCAUGGAGCACCGCACCGGAGUUAUCAAUCUGCAUCUUGCUGUCGAUAUGUCUGAUCCAAGGUCCAAAAUAACGAUGCUCUACAAGAUUGUUGAUGGCUACGUACAAGAACAACAUUAUGGUCUGGCGCUCGCCAGGAUCUUUUGUCUACCUCCUUACCUUAUAGCGGUUGCUGAGAAAGUAUCGACUCAACUUACUCUUGUUGCCCGGGACCGAAUCAUAUCCUCUGCAGCUAUUUCACUAGCUAAGCGACGUCGACUUCUGCUAACUUUGCGAGAACAGCUGCUACAAGCCCGCGAUGGGGUCAUGGAAAGCGAAGAGCUCAGACAAUGGCUCCUUCGACUCCAGGGGGAAUUUACUUUACGAAUGAUGGAUAUUGAAGCAGAAGCGGAAGCGCAAGCCGCUACUGCGGGAGGUAAAGACGCCACGCCCCAAUGUGAACAAAUUGAAGUUUCAGGAGAGUUCGAUCCAAUAAUGGAGGGUAUAUCGCCUCAUGGCACCAGCCCAUCUCUCCCUACAAAUCCGACUAUUAACCGUAGACGUCUUGGAUCUGCGUGUGUCGGACAAUCCUCGGGGAAUAGUGACUUGCUUUUUUAUAGCGAAGUUGAACGUCGAUCAGAUGUUAUGUCUACAUGUUCUUCAGACGAGUAG
Arthroderma uncinatum is the source of this 2607-nucleotide messenger RNA. RefSeq names its product MutS protein. Gene Ontology annotation, molecular function: ATP binding; ATP-dependent DNA damage sensor activity; mismatched DNA binding. The coding region runs from base 1 to 2607 and encodes 868 amino acids. Gene Ontology annotation, biological process: mismatch repair; reciprocal meiotic recombination. Gene Ontology annotation, cellular component: nucleus. The transcript is spliced from 6 exons. NCBI's taxonomy places the organism in Eukaryota, Fungi, Ascomycota, Eurotiomycetes, Onygenales, Arthrodermataceae. The record is from RefSeq and is a predicted model, not a curated record.